UGUAAAGUGUAAAUUGUAUUGUGAAUUUUAUCGUGAUUCACCUCGGCUUGUAUUGUGAGCUUUUGGAGUCAUGAUCUAGAUUUGGGUCCAGACCUCUUUCAGUCCAAUCACACAUGAGACUAUUCAAGAUGUCCAAGAAUGGCAUUCUGUUAUAAUCAGUCUGCUUCAAUAAAGAUGAUGUCCAGAUGAUUUUAUGGUGCUCAUAAAAAAGACACUGUCAUGAAAAGAUGAAUCCAACCCCUUUGAACUUUGAUACUGUGGUCACAUGUGCAGUCUUGCUGGAGGGAGAGCUGCUGUACAAUAUCGCAGGAAUCAAACGAAACUGGACAGUCACCCAGGAGACCACAGUUUGUGCCCUGUGUCAGACCAAAAGUGCGUCAUGUAUCAGUUCAAGGAAGACCCAAAUACAGACUGCCAAGCAGGCUGAAGUUAUAACUAAAAGCAAGUUUUGAUACAGCAGAUAAAAAACAUCCAGAUAAAGCAGAUUUUUCCUAUCAGAUGAACAUGGACUCCCCAGUGAAAGCUCAGAAGACGAGGGUAGCAGUGGCACCACAAGCAGCCCCUGAUGGUGGCUAUGCCUGGUUCGUCCUGCUCUCCUGCUUCCUGAUCUUUGGCCUUACCUUUGGGGUCAUUAAGUCCUUUGGUGUAUUCUAUGUUGAGAUACACCAAUACUUUGAAACUACAGCAACAGAAACAUCUUGGAUUACCUCUAUUGCUUUGGCUACCAUUCACUUUGCGGCUCCUGUAUCAUCUGCUCUGAGUGCUCACUACAGCCAUCGCUCUGUAGUGAUAAUGGGAGGACUGAUAUGCAGCAUAGGAGUCAUGUUUGGGGCUUUUGCUCGUAACCUAAUCGAACUCUAUUUAACAGUGGGGUUCCUAAACGGUUUGGGCUAUGCAAUGACAUGGACCCCGUCGAUGACCAUGCUGGGAUUGUACUUUGAGAAGAGGCGUCCGAUAGCAAACGCCUUGGCCAGUUCUGGAGAAUGCAUCCUUUCCUUUGUCCUCACACCUCUGUUCCAGCUGUUGAUUGACAGCUACUCAUGGAGGGGCGCUUUGCUAAUCCUGGGAGGUCUGCAGCUUAACCUCAGUGUGUGUGGGAUGCUGCUGAGGUCCCUAAAAGUCACCAGAGACAUAACUUGUGAGGUCAGAGCACAGGAAGAAGGCUUGUCCCUGGAACUGCUACCAAGAGACAGCAUGGAGCAGAGCAAACUAAGCUGCCUAGAGGAGCCAGGAGUAUCUGAGGGGUUAGAAAAGGAGACAAUUAGGGCAUCUCUUGAGGACCUGAAAAAGAUACCUGAUUCAACCAUGAAAGUACAAGACUCAAACAGCAAAACUAGGAUGGCUAAACUAAGCACCAAAAUCCUUCGCUAUGUAGAUUAUACACUCAUCACUAAUGCUCGAUUCAUGGUCUACUCAAUGUUUGGGGUGUUUGCUGCACUGGGUUUCUUUGCCCCAGCUCUGUUUCUGGUUCCAUAUGCUCGUAGUAGGGGGAUUGAGGAGUACCAGGCGGCUGCCCUCGUGUCCAUCUCUGCAGUACUGGACCUGUUUGGAAGAGUGUUCUUUGGCUGGGUGGCAAACUUGAGACUGGUUGAAACGGUGAAGCAGCUGACAGCUAGUGUGAUUCUGCUGGGUACUGUGUUACUGCUCUGCCCGCUGGCCUCCUCGUUCCUAGAGCUGGCUGCUUUCAGCACAGCGUACGGCCUGGUGUAUGGUGCUACGGUCGCCAUCCACAUCACCGUGCUGGCUGAGGUUGUGGGUGUCAGCAGGCUCGGAAGUGCGCUGGGCUUCUUUAUGCUCAUACGCAGCAGCGGAGGCCUGUUUGGACCGCCCAUCGCUGGAUUCUUCAUAGACAAGAUGGGUGAUUAUGGAACGGGGUUCAUCAUGGCAGGGGUGGCUCUCAUCAUCUCUGCUCUGUUCCUGCUCAUCCUCCAUCAGAUGAACAGCAGGGGUCAGGGGUCGACCACCAAGAACCCCGAUGUGCACAUGGACAACACGGGACCAUCUGUCAGAGCUGACGCCAAAGUGCUGGACAUGACAUGAUUGAAGGGGAAAUUGUUUCUGUUGCUGAUAGAUGAUGAGUUUGAAAAGAGAUAUGGAUCUCAGGAUCACAGUCAGAAGCCGAAUCAAGUGAAGCCAUACCUCAAGUGUUUUCACAAACCUAAGGGACUGAAUGAAAAUUAGAGGAAGGGGUUGUCAGAGUGGGCAAGGGUUGUUGUUUUUUUUGUUUUUUUUCCCUAGAUUUUAUUUUAAACAUUUUGAUCAGGUUUGCAGGUGUGUUUUCAGUCCAUGGGUGGUGAGAUAACAUUUUAUUAUCAGUCAGACUGCAGUCAAGUUACUUAAAGCAUCAUAUGUUUCACUUUGAAUGUGAAACCAACUUCCCUUAUUUGUAAAACAAGAGUUACUGGUGGUGAGGUAGUAGUUGGUAGCCCUUGUUUCAAACAUAUAGAAUGUCUGCAGUAGUUGCUAAAUCUGACAACUGUUCAUUUCAUUUCUAAGGUGUGGACUGGUUGCACACACUGAAAACUCAUGUUGUAUUAAGAUAUUAGAUGUUUAAGUCAUGGACGUGUGGCACGGUGGUGCAGUGGUCAGCAUUGUCACCUCACAGCAAGAGGGUUUGAACCCAGAGUGAAGGAGCCCACCUGAGUGGAGUUUGCAUGUUCUCCCUGUGUCAGCGUGGGUUUUACAUGGGUACCUCAGCGUCCUCCCACAGUCCAAAGACACGCGGGUUAAUUGGUGACUCUAAAUUGGCCGUAGGUGUGAAUGUGAGUGUGAAUGGUUGUCUGUCUCUAUGUAUCAGCCCUGUGAUAGUCUGCCGACCUCUCUAGGGUGUACCCUGCCUUUCACCCAAUGUCAGCUUGGAUAGGCUCCAGCCACCAUGACCCCCAACAGGCUAAGGAUUUACCAAAACUUAAUGAAUGUAUAAUUAGACACUGGAUGCCAAGAAGGAGGAUAUUUAUUCCAAUGGUCUCCAGCUUGGCGCAUACACCAAAAACGUUUCUAGCUUCCAGGUUUUUACCUGCAGUAUGCAGCCCACUGAAUAUGCGCAGUAGUAUUGCUCCUGCUGGCUCUGCCUGCAAGUUCCUGCUCAGCUCAUAGACUUCAUGAAUCAAACACUAAUAGAAAGAUUCAUAAUUAACCUUGUUUGCAGUUUGAGGUGUCCUGUCAAUAGUCAGUGCGUGUACGUGCAGCUUGAGAAAAUCGAAUUACUGGCUUAGUCCAACUGACACCGGACUUUUAAAUGCAUGUAAACAGCUUAGUCCGACUGAAAUUGGACUAUCCAUAGCUCAACUAACACACCUAGAUAAUUCAAUUGAAAAUCGAACUAUUGCUGCAUGUAUCCACUUAGUCCGACUUGAAUCGGACUCAACGUUCUGUGCGUGCACCACUUUUUCGUUCGCGGGCUUUCACCCAGAAGGAGAAGGAGAUGACGUAGCAGCAGUGCAGUAACUCCCGGAAAAACAAACAAACAAACAAACACCAUGGCGACCGAGAAGCAGAAGACGCACUUCUGGACGGAUGAGGACACUACAUUUGUGCUCCGACAGCUAAAGAAGCUAAACAUUUUAAGUUUAUGGAUGGUUGGAAAAUUCAAAAUGCAUUCUUAUUUUAAAAAGUUGUUGCUGUUUUUUGCUGCAAUACUGCAAGUGGCCAGUGGAAAAAAUGGAAGCAAGGCUGGGUGGCUUGGUUUAAGUGCCUGGAUACUUGGUAUUGAAUUCCAUAUUUCUCUUUUAGUGAUUCAUUGUUAAAGGAGUUUUACUGUUGUAUUAUUUUUAGAUAUUGUUGGGAGGUUUUGCGUUUUUUUACCCAAGUCAAGGGGAUAUUGUAAUAAUGCAACGGAGGGUCUUACUUUUUUAAGACAUGAAAGGUUCAGCUCUUCUCCCUAAUCUAGUAAUUUUCGUACAGUCCCUAAAGUGUUCACAUUAUUCCCACUCUCUGGAAUGCACUGAACUGUAGGAACAUAACAAGCUGUAGAAACUGUGUAUUUAUGUCACUUAGGUGCAAAAUGUGUCAGGAAUGUGAUAAUCAAUAUGUGACAAUGAAAUAUAAUUAAUUUCUAUCAAAACCACAAGUUCUUAAGUUGAUUUAAAAAUUGAAGCAUGUUUUUUAUACGUAUGCUGUCUUAGAGUCACACUUUGUUAUUGAUUUUUUUUCCUUCAUUGCAAUAGUGUGAUGCAUGAAUGAAUGCUGGCUUGCAGGGUGAAAAUGUGACUCUAGCUCCCUCCAGCGAGGAGUUACUGUUAUUGCAUUUUUGCAACGUUCUCGGCUGAAUGACUGAGCUGGAAAGUGCCGAUAAUUCCAGAUAUAAUACCACAGGGAAGACUGGGGAAUUUACAGAUGUAGACCAAACAACCAAAUUACAGUAAAUUGCACCAGUUUUCAAUUCAGUGCUCAAAAUGAAUGCAGUAUUCUUUACUGCUGCAAGUUUGUGUUUCAGCUUUGCUUACAAACAGAUCUGAAAAUCACUCUUAAGUGUUAACUUACAUCGCUGGAACAACAAAAUAAGUUCUAAAUGGUUCAUUGAAUUUCUUUCCAAGUUCAGUCUCAAUGCAGCCUAAAACCCAGUGAGGAAAAGCUUUUCUUCAUUUUCUUCCUCUGCUGCAGAAUGUUUGGUAUGUGCAACCAUCAAGAAAAGUAGCUUUCAUAACCCCAAUCCAGCAAGAGGCACCCGAUAAACAUCUUCAGCCUGGUAUAAUGCAAAAUAUAACAAGUAUAAAUAAACAUGUCACUCGGCAUAAAUCUGCAAUAACAAACUCCAAACCACGGUUUACAAACAGUGGCCCACACUGGAAUCCCCCCCACACACACACUAACAGACACAAGCUACACACACACACACACACACACACACACACACACACCAGAGGAAAGAGACUGCAGAAAAGAAAACUUGCCACAACAAGAGAGCUGGUCACAAAAUACCGCAAGCCUUUGAUCUGCCAGACAGGAACAAAGACAUAAUCCAUGUUUCAUAGAAACUCUACAUGAAAACCAAACACACACACACUCAAACACAAAGACACACACAGUGUAUGCCAUGGUUGACUGCCAAGAGAGAGUAGAGGCCACCUAUUAUCAGGGAAAGGAAGACUGCCGGUUCAAAAUUAUCAGAGAAUUUCCAUUUCAGUGAACAAAAAUCAACUGUCAUUUCAUACAUGAAGUUUGAUCUUUAAUUGCAAAAAACUGAUUUGCACGCCGUCUGUACCACACAUAAAAGGGACAACGUCUGGCUGAGCAAUAAUCAGAACAGGCAGUGUGGAGUUAAACACCAUUUUCUUUGAUAUAAUUCAGAUACAUUUAUUGAUGGAGCUGAUAAAUGCUUAACUGUGUCAAGGAACAUUAAAGGGGCACUCCAUCAAUUUUGUAUAUGAAGUUCAGUGUACACAUCAUGAGGAGUACUGAUCAGCCUAUCAAAAUAGCUGGAAAAUGUCCUCUGUGAUUCUGGAGGGAACUUUUCAAAGUUUGAAAAACAACCCUGAUUAUGUGGGUAUGAUAUGAUAAUUGUGCGUACAUAAAUACAUCUAUGUAUGCUAAUUUGAGUACAAUAGUACCUGCACACACAUUUGUGUGUGCUGUAGGGCAUUGUGCAAUGAGGACUGGCACUUCAUAAACCUGUGCAAUUGGGCGGUGUGCAAUUCAAUUAGCACUUUAACAUGGGCAAUGUGCAAUAAUAUUAACCCUUAAAAACCAUCGCACCUUUAAUUUAGCACUCAAGCACUUUUGCAUUUUCAACUGGUCCCCCAAUUCUUGGUCUAUCAUGUCUGUAUUACUGUUCGCUAUAUGUUUGUUUAUUUGUUGUUAUUGUUUUUGUUUGUUUGUUUUGAUUAGUUAAACAUCAACCUGCCAAGGGACUGAGGAUGGAAAUUAGCCAUAGCUACAAUCCUACAUAUUUACAUUUAAUGUUCAUCAAUAUACACUGUCCCUGUUUUAAAUAAACAAAUAAAUAAAUAAAUGUCAUCUUGAUG
Molecule: messenger RNA, 5963 nt
Organism: Epinephelus fuscoguttatus (brown-marbled grouper)
Lineage: Eukaryota; Metazoa; Chordata; Actinopteri; Perciformes; Serranidae
Exons: 8
Coding region: 499-2040 (513 amino acids)
Biological process (GO): monocarboxylic acid transport; transmembrane transport
Molecular function (GO): monocarboxylic acid transmembrane transporter activity
Source: RefSeq, a predicted model, not a curated record